Messenger RNA from Closterium sp. Naga37s-1, 2685 nucleotides. The record is from the annotation of a GenBank genome assembly. Lineage: Eukaryota; Viridiplantae; Streptophyta; Zygnematophyceae; Desmidiales; Closteriaceae.
AUGGGGACAUACGUUCAAGCGCACCACGCCCAGAUGGACGGCUGCAGUCGUCCCCUCCACCAAGCCCUCCAAACGCGACCCCUUUCCGUCGCUAUUCUUAAUCCGUCCCGUCCCCUCCCGUUUUCAUCUAAUCUAGCCUCUUCCUUUCCCUCCCUUUUUCCUCCCGCCGUCGCGCCCUCCGGCCCGCCCUCCGCCCGGACCUCCGCCCCGCCCUCCUUCCUUCCCCCCCCGCACGAGCAGUGGAAGCAGGCGGGCAUGUGGGUCGCAGGAGCGGCCGCAGCAGCCGUGGGAGUGCAAGUCAGCGCGCAAGUGCUUGAGGCGCUCGACAAGGUACCCUUCCUGGCGGACCUGGAGGUGCUGGUGGGCACGGGCGUGGCGCUCAACUUCCUCUCCUCCUACGUCCGUGGAGGGCCGGCGCGAGCGCGAGUCCAAGCGAGCAUAGACAGCAUAGUGGACAGCAUCAGGGGCUUUGACUCGCCCACCGACUCCGACCUUCAAUUGCAGCUGCAGCAACUCGUGGCCGACACCACCGCCGCUGCUCCCUCCCUCGCCUCUGCCUCCUCCUCCUCGUUUUCCGCUUCCUCGUUUUCUUCCUCCUCCUCAUCGUCCUCCUCGCCCUCCUUUGCUGCUCGUCUUGCUGGCACGGGGCUGUUCAAGACAAGGGGAGGGCAGGGCACUAAGGAAGUGGGCGGGCAGGCGCGGCCAGCCGAGUCGACUUUCGGAGGGAUUAGGGGGGAGGGAGAGAGAGUAGAGGAAGGAGAAGAGGUGGUGCUGGUCAAGAAACAGUCGCUUAUCAGCCGGUUGGUGGAUUUUGUCCGGGGCAAGGAGGUCAAGACAAAACGCGCCACCCUCGCGCUGCAAGCCGAGGCCGCCCGGUCGCAGGCGCUGCAGUCCCGGGCGGCAGAUCUGAACCAGUCGCUGCAGGCCAGCAAGCGGACGGCGCAGGCUGCCGCCCAGAAGCUGGAGGAGCUGCGGGCGGCCAACGGGCGGCUGCAGGCGGAGCGGAGCGAGUCCCGGGCGGCAAUGGGUGGACUGCAGCAGGAAGUGUCGUCGCUGUCUGCCGCCCUGGGGAACCUCACGGCGGAUACAGACGCUCUGAAGCAGUCCAAGGAGAAGCUGGCCUCCAAGGUCCAGUCAGCAAUCACCGAGAACCAAUCGCUGACAGCCAGCCUGGCGUCAGCAAAAUUGCGCCAGCAGCAGCAGGUGGCGGCGGCAGAGGCGAUGCGCGUCCAGCUGAGGGCCGCAGAGGCUACCCUGGGGGAGCGGGAGGAGGCGCUCCGACGGGCGCAGGCGGAGAGUGCGCAGGAGAAGACGACGUAUGCCGCCCGGCUUGAGGGCGUGAAGAGGGAGAGAGACGAGGCACUGGCAGCGGUGGUGGUGGUGGAGGCGCGGCUGGCAGCACUGGAAGCAAAACUGCAGCAAGCAGCACAGACCCGGACGGAAAUCUUCAAGAACAACGCAGAGCUCAAAGCAAGACUAGAAUCCGUGCUGCAGAAAAACCGCGACCUUGCCACCCAGGCCGCCCGGAUGGAGGAGAGCGGGCGGCAGGUUUCGGCGGUGUUUGAGCAGCGGGAGGGCGCGCUGGUGCAGCAGAUUCGGAACCGUGAGGCUGAGCUGGCGGCGCAGAAGAACCGGGCGGCUGCUGAGCUGGCAGGGGUGGAAUCCAGGCUGGAAGGGGAGCUGAGGAAGGCUGAGGAGGAGAAGCUGAAAUACAUGGAGGCUUGUGAUUGGCUGGAGAAGCAGCUUGCUUCUCUCAAGGCCGAGAAUGAGACGACGAUCGCCGACCUUCGCUCGUCUCUGGCGUUUGCCGAGCAACGGGCCAAGGAGGAGGGUGCUAAAGUGGUUCAGCUGCGCGCUGAGCUGGACAAGCAGACGAAAGACGCCGACCGGCACAAGGCGGAGCUGAAAAAGAAGGUUGCUGAGCUGGAGGGCAAGCUCGGAUCCAGCCAAUCACAGCUCUCCAUUGCUGAGAAAGCCCUUGCCACUGCUACAGCUGCAGCCAAUCGCGUGAAGACAGCUGGACUGGCGGGACUGGUGGUGCCGGCUGUAGCGCCUGGUAAGGGGACAGCUGUAACGGGUGCAGCAGCUGUAGCAGGAGCUGUAGCAGGGGCAGUGGCAGUGGCAGGCAAAGCAGUGACAGAAAAGGAGCAAGCGAGGAAGAGUGGGAAGGCUGUCGUUGUGAGCAAGAAGCAGCAGGAGGAGGAGAGGGUGGGGCGGAUGAGGGAGGGCGAUCUGAAGGUGUAUGCACGAGCCAUCUUCCCUGCAUACGUGGACGUGAGAGGGCCGGCUUUGGAGCAGACCCGAGGAGUCAACGCACUCGUGCUGGACAUGGUGAGCAAGGGAGCUGAGGAGCAGUGGGCGCGGAAGCAUGUGACAGAGUCUCUACUCAAGCCCGCCCUGGCUGCUGCUGCUGCUGCCACCGCUGCUGCAAAGUCGAGCAGUGCUGCUGGCAGUGACAAGGCCGGCAAGAAGGUGAGCAAGGAGGCGUUGCAGUCGUAUGCGAGGGCCAUUCAGCACGCGUACAUCGAUGAUUCCAUCCCCGUGAAGGAGCAGCAGGCGGGCAUGCAGCUGCUCGUGCAGGUGAGGGGUGCUGGAGGGGCUGGUGGGGCUGGGGGGCUGGUGGGUCUGAUUGGUCUGGUGGUCUUAUGGGUCUGGUGGGGCUGGUGGGGCUGUUGCGUGGAGUGA